Molecule: messenger RNA, 1239 nt
Organism: Zygotorulaspora mrakii
Lineage: Eukaryota; Fungi; Ascomycota; Saccharomycetes; Saccharomycetales; Saccharomycetaceae
Gene: LEM3
Product: Lem3p
Exons: 1
Coding region: 1-1239 (412 amino acids)
Cellular component (GO): Golgi apparatus; endoplasmic reticulum; plasma membrane
Source: RefSeq, a predicted model, not a curated record
AUGGUCGGUUUCAAUCUAAACCAAGUGGGUACGUUUUGGAAGAAAGAUCAUGAACAGAAAGAGAGUCCACGUGAAGAGGAGCAAGACGAAUUAGAUGCCUCCGAAUUUGAGGAUGAGGAGGAGCAGCCAAAACAUAUCAAGACCAGGAGGCCUAAGGACACAAAUUUCACACAGCAGAGGAUUGCAGCAUGGAAUCCCAUAUUGACUCCUAAAUCUGUUGUACCGCUUUAUUUAAUCGUGGCGGUUGUCUGCGUUAUUGUUGGUGGGUGCCUGCUAUCCAUCUCAUCAAAGGUUAGUGAAAUAACGAUAUACUAUCAAAACUGCACUCAGGAAGCACCAACUGGGAAUACAUGGUCGGAUAUGCCAUCCGAUCGCUAUACCUUGAUUUUUACAGGUAACACGACGUCUCAUGUUGCUCCUCAAUGGAGGUAUGUAUCGGAUCCCACGGACACGUCCGAGGAAAGUGGCACUUGUCAAAUACGAUUCACAACACCCCAAGAAAUAACCAGCGAUUUUUAUGUCAAUUAUAUGCUUGAAAACUUCGCAGCAAAUCACAGACGUUAUGUUCUUUCAUUUAGUGAAGAUCAGAUAAGAGGUAGAAGAGCUUCUUAUGCCGACAUACAUGAAAAUGCCGGUAUCAACUGUAAAGUUUUAGGUCGUGACAGUGACGAUAAUAUGAUUUAUCCUUGCGGCUUGAUUGCCAAUUCAAUGUUCAACGAUUCGUUCCCGUUUCAAUUGACAAAUGUUCAAGAUCCAAGUAAUAAUUACUCUUUGACAAACAAGGGAAUCAAUUGGCAUACAGAUAGAGAAAGGUUCGGUAGAACACACUAUAACCAUACGGAAGUGGUGCCUCCGCCAUACUGGCGAAGCGUAUAUCCCAACGGAUAUAACGAAACCAACAUGCCGGAUGUUAACAAUUGGGAAGAAUUCCAAAACUGGAUGAGACCAGCAGCCUUUGAUAAAUUUGCGAAACUUAUCAGGCGAAACGAAAAUGACAGCUUGCCAGCAGGUCAAUAUCAGCUGGAUAUCGGAUUACAUUGGCCUGUAGCUCACUUCGAUGGUAAGAAAGCUGUGUACAUGACCCACGGUUCAAGCAUUGGAAGCAGAAACUACUCAUUAGGUGUGGUUUAUCUGAUAGGUGGUUGCAUUUGCGCUGCAUUUGCAAUAGUGCUUCUUGGGUUUUGGCUACUCUCAGGAAGAAAGAUAGCAGACCCAAAGUAUCUUUCAUGGAACCAAUGA